Molecule: messenger RNA, 619 nt
Organism: Dimorphilus gyrociliatus
Lineage: Eukaryota; Metazoa; Annelida; Polychaeta; Dinophilidae
Source: the annotation of a GenBank genome assembly
CAUGACGGACUACGAGAUAGACGUUACAUCUAUAGCAUCCCCCUCUUCUGUAUUCAGCUGCAGCUCGGACGAAAUGCAGUCAGAGGGAACUCCUUCAAUAAUGGGAGGAGAAGGAGAAAUGAUAAACAGGAAAUCAGGAAACGGCAGUUCACGUAACCGGAAAAUCAGUAAAGAGAUAAAUGACGACGACCUUCAGCGUCUUCGCUUAAAAAUAAAUAGUCGGGAAAGGAAAAGGAUGCACGAUUUAAAUAGCGCUUUGGACGGCCUCCGCGAAGUGAUGCCUUACUCCCAUGGACCAAGCGUUCGAAAAUUAUCAAAAAUAGCUACUCUACUAUUGGCCAAGAACUACAUUCUAAUGUUACAAAAUUCAGUGGCCGAAAUGAAAAAAUUAGUAAGCGACGUUAGCAACCAUAGAGUUACAUCUUUUCCAACAAUAUCACCACCAACUUCAUUUGCCAAUCGAACCUCAACUACGAAAGGAAAUUGCCCGUGUGCCGACUGCUCUUCGACAAGUUCACCGAUGCUUUUACCACCACGUUUCGCACAUCCGGCCAUUUUUCCACCAAUUUCUUUAAAAUUACCAACAUCCAGUUCCCAACACAGUCCUAAUUUGCCUUAA